This is a messenger RNA of Synchiropus splendidus (mandarinfish), 5184 nucleotides long. It is a transcript of the gene ube4b, whose product is annotated as ubiquitination factor E4B, UFD2 homolog (S. cerevisiae). Gene Ontology annotation, biological process: protein polyubiquitination. Gene Ontology annotation, molecular function: ubiquitin-ubiquitin ligase activity. Gene Ontology annotation, cellular component: cytoplasm; nucleus; ubiquitin ligase complex. The record is from RefSeq and is a predicted model, not a curated record. Lineage: Eukaryota; Metazoa; Chordata; Actinopteri; Syngnathiformes; Callionymidae. The coding region runs from base 245 to 4378 and encodes 1377 amino acids. The transcript is spliced from 29 exons.
ACAUGAUCCAGAACCAAAAUGGCUGCUGUUGUAUUUUGACGUGUAAUAGCAGGCACUUUUCUUUUUGUUUCAUUCAUGAGAUAAAAACCUGCAAACGACAGGUUUAUCGGCUCGACCUAUCCUCGCCGACCGUCACACAUCUACGUCGCGGUUUUAACCCCACCGACAAUCAAGACUGACAUAUAUCGGCUGCUGUGGAUCGACUAUGCAUGUUUAGUUGAAAUAUAAAGCUAACUUGGACGCGAUGGAGGAAUUAAGCGCAGACGAGAUCCGCAGAAGGAGACUGGCUCGGCUAGCUGGGGGCCAGACCUCACAACCAGGCACCCCCCUCAGUACACCUCUAACAUCCCCACAGAGAGAGACCCCUCCUGGACCCAUACCCGGACCCUCAAGUGCCACUUCCCAAUCCCUACCACCAGCUGCCUCUCAAUCCUUGGGGCUUAAUGUUCACAGUGGUACUCCUGCCACUUCCCCAAUGGGCACCUCUGGAGUGGUGUAUGGCAGUCAAAGCAGCGAAGGUGUGAGCUCGCUGUCCAGCUCGCCUUCAAACAGCCUUGAAACUCAGUCUCAGAGUUUGUCCCGAUCACAAAGCAUGGACAUUGACACUGCCUCAUGUGAAAAGAGCAUGUCCCAGGUGGAUGUGGACUCAGGGAUAGAAAACAUGGAGGUUGAGGAGAGCGACCGCCGGGAGAAGAGGAACUUGACUGAGAAGGAAUCCUCCACCAACUCUGAUGUCUCUGAAGAGCAGGCUCUGCAGCUUAUUUGUAAGAUCCUCCGCGUAUCGUGGAAGGACCAGGAUCGAGAUGUCAUUUUUCUCCCCUCACUGGCUACAGAGUUUCACCAGAAUCCAAAGGAUGUAUACUCUGACUUCAAAGACCUGAUCGGCCAGAUCCUGAUGGAAGUCCUGUUGUCCACCCAGUCACGUGUCCACAACCCUUUUGCCAGUUUGACGGCCACUUCUCAACCAAUUACCGCAGCCAAAGCUCCUGAACACCGCUUGACACUGGUGCAGCCCCCCAGUCAAAGUGGCAGUCCCAUGGGCCCUGGUGCAGGGUCUUUUGGUGCCAGCUCUCUGUCAAGUCUGUAUGGCUGUGGUAGCCCUCACCCAAUGACUAUGGAUGUAGCCAAGACAACCACACCUUCACUUUCUUCCUCCUCUACUUCCUCUUCUCACUCGACGCCACAGUUCAUUGUUGCUCCCAGCCCCUCCACUCCUUCCACUUCAAGACACACUCUUCACAGUCCAUCAGCUCCGAUGCCCAUCUCCCAUCACUAUCGGCCCUACCCAGUCACUUCUCACUGGGGGGCCGCCUUGCCAUCUAGUCCAAGCCCCAGAGCGUUAAGUUUCUUCGGACCACCUCCUAGUCCUUCAGGACCUUCUGCACCUCCGAACACCCCGGUUCCCAUGCCACCGCCAAGCCCCCAGUUCCAUCCCAUAAGUCCAACCGCAGCUCGCCCGAUACCCUCCUCCACACUACCUCAAAUGGUACCCCCUUCUCCCAGAACAAGUGCCAGACAGGCAGCCUUUGCCUCCAGGAUGCCUCCAUCUAGUUCCCUGUCGCUCCUGUUGUUCGCCCUCUCUGACAUGUCUCAGGAUAGCAGUGAUGAAGAUCCUCAGGAAGAGGAGGAGGAGGAGGAUUUUUCACAUGUUCAGUUUGGUUCGAGUCUCGGUGCGUGUGGAGGGGGAAUGUCCAGUGAUUCAACCAGCGACCGCUUCACUAUUGAGACUUGCAAAGAAACCGAGAUGCUGAACUACCUCAUCGAACGCUUUGACAGUGUUGGCAUGGAGGAAAGAAAAGCCCCCAAGAUGUGUAGCCAACCUAAUGUGAGCCAGCUUCUCAGCAACAUCCGCUCUCAGUGUAUUUUCCAUGUUGCCCUGGUUUUGCAAGGUGCCCUGACCCAACCUCGAAGCCCCCUUCAGCAGUCCCUUCUGGUUCCUUAUAUGCUCUGUCGGAAUCUUCCGUAUGGCUUUAUUCAGGAGCUGGUGCGCAUCACCCACCAAGAGGAAGAGGUUUUUCGACAGAUCUUCAUUCCUAUCCUCCAAGGGCUGGCUCUGGCAGUGAAAGAAUGUUCCUUCGACAGUGAUAAUUUUAAAUUUCCUCUCAUGGCAUUAGCUGAACUUUGCGAGAUCAAAUUUGGAAAAACUCAUCCAGUGUGCAGUUUGGUGACGUCAAUCCCUCUGUGGUGUCCGAAACCUCUGAGUCCUGGCUGUGGCAGGGAGAUCCAGAGACUUUCAUAUCUGGGAGCUUUCUUCAGCCUUUCUGUCUUUGCUGAGGAUGAUACGAAAGUCGGUGACAAGUAUUUUUCCGGCCCUGCCAUUACGAUGGAGAACACAAGAGUGGUCAGUCAAUCUCUGCAACACUACCUGGAGUCUGCACGAGGUGAUUUGUUUAAGAUCCUUCACAACAUCCUUCUCAAUGGAGAGACGCGUGAUUUAGCCCUCAAUUACAUGGCAGCUUUAGUUAACUACAAUGUGAAAAAAGCCCAGUUGCAGACAGAUGAUAAGCUGGUGUCUACAGACGGCUUUAUGCUCAACUUCUUAUGGGUGCUGCAACAACUGAGCAUGAAGAUCAAGCUGGAGACUGUUGAUCCCUACUACAUUUUCCAUCCUCGUUGUCGCCUUGCCCUCAGUCAUGAGGAGACACGUUUGAAAGCCACAAUGGAGGAACUGAAGACCUGGUUGACUGAGCUGAACGAAGACCCGAGCAGGUUCUCAGAGCCCAAGUUCCCCACAGAGUGUUUCUUCUUCACACUGCACACACACCAUUUGUCCAUUCUGCCGGGCUGCAGGCGUUACAUCCGCAGGUUACGGGCCAUUCGUGAGCUCAACAGGACCGUAGAGGAGCUGAAAAACAGUGAAGGCCAAUGGAAAGAUUCUCCACUUGCCAGUAGACACAGGGAGAUGCUCAAGCGAUGCAAAACUCAGCUUAAGAAACUUGUGCGAGCCAAAGCUUGUGCUGACGUUGGCCUUCUGGACGAGAACCUGCUCCGCAGAUGUCUGCAGUUCUACAGCACUGUCAUUCAGCUUAUCCUUCGCAUGGUGGACCCAGCAUACCCAAACAUCACACUGCCCCUGAACCCAGAGAUUCCUAAAAGCUUUGCUGCUCUGCCUGAGUUCUAUAUCGAAGAUGUGGCUGAAUUUUUGCUGUUUGUUGUGCAGUAUGCCCCCCAGGUCCUAUAUGAGCCUUGUGUUCAAGACAUUGUCACUUUUCUGGUGGUCUUCAUCUGCAGUCAGAACUACAUCAGGAACCCCUACCUUAUCGCCAAGUUGGUAGAAGUGCUUUUUGUCACUAACCCGGCUGUACAGCCUCGCACGCAGAGAUUCUCUGAGAUGAUGGAGAACCAUCCGUUGUCCAUCAAACAGCUUGUGCCCGCCCUGAUGAAAUUCUACACAGAUGUUGAACAUACCGGUGCCACUAGUGAGUUUUAUGAUAAGUUCACCAUACGGUACCACAUCAGCACCAUCUUCAAGAGUCUCUGGCAGAACAUUGCUCACCAUGGAACAUUCAUGGAAGAGUUCAACUCUGGCAAACAGUUUGUGCGCUACAUCAACAUGCUGAUCAACGACACCACCUUUUUGUUGGACGAGAGCCUUGAAUCCCUGAAGCGUAUACAUGAAGUUCAAGAAGAAAUGAGAAACAAAGAGCAGUGGGACCAGCUUCCGAGGGAUCAACAACAGAGCCGCCAAUCUCAGCUGACUCAGGAUGAGCGAGUCUCUCGCUCCUAUUUGGCCUUGGCCACCGAGACAGUGGAAAUGUUCCACAUCCUCACCAAGCAGGUCCAGAAGCCUUUCCUCAGGCCGGAGCUGGGUCCCCGUUUGGCUGCCAUGCUGAACUUCAACCUCCAGCAGCUCUGUGGGCCCAAGUGUCGAGACCUGAAGGUGGAGAACCCCGAGAAGUACGGUUUUGAGCCAAAAAAGCUUUUAGACCAGUUAACCGACAUCUACCUGCAGCUCGACUGCGCCCGCUUCGCAAAAGCGAUUGCGGACGAUCAGCGGUCGUACAGCCGAGAGCUCUUUGAAGAGGUAAUAUCAAAGAUGAGGAAAGCCGGAAUCAAAUCCUCCAUAGCCAUCGAAAAAUUCAAGCUGCUAUCUGAGAAGGUGGAAGAAAUAGUCGCCAAGAACUCCCAGUCUGAAAUGGACUACAGCGAUGCACCUGAUGAGUUCAAAGACCCACUGAUGGACACUCUGAUGACUGACCCUGUGAUGCUGCCUUCGGGGAACAUCAUGGAUCGAUCCAUCAUCCUGCGCCACCUGCUCAACUCCCCCACGGACCCCUUCAACAGGCAGCCGCUUACAGAGAGCAUGUUGGAGUCAGUUCCUGAGCUGAAGGAGAGGAUCCAUGCUUGGAUGAGGGAAAAACAAGGUGGACGACUCUAAGAGCCUCAAGUCACCAUGUCUGGCCUACUAAUCAUCAUGAGAAGGACCUGGUCAUAAUGUCCUGAAUUGAGUGUCACUGCUCCCAACGACUCAACACAAAACAUUUUGAAUUUGAAAAAGAUCUGAUUUUAUUUUAUUUUUUUCAUCUAUUAUCCCCUUACUCCGAGACCUUUUACCCUCAUUCUAAAAAGAAAAUAAAGUCAUAAGUUGAGUUUUUUUUCCCCCUGAGAACUUUGUGUAUAUGCGUAUGUCAAAAUGUUAACAUAUAUUUAAUAAGUUAGAUAUUUGGUUACCAUGCUGCACCAAGUUCACCAGCAAGAUGCAUACACUUGUGAUUGAUCUUUUUGCGUUGUUUUUUAAUGGUUAUGUUGGCUUUGUUUCUCGUGUCUUAGGGCAUCAUUUGGGAGUAUCUGCCUGGUUUUUGCUAAAGCAAUUCGGCAAGCCAAGUCGGCAUGAUAAGUGCAUACAACUAAUAUCAGCUAAUCCUAAGACCUUUUGAGUAGUGAAUGUGACUAAACAGAUGAUAAAUAACGUCCUGUCACAUAUUGUCAUUGGAUUAAUGUGGUUCAAAUCAAGUCACCAGUCAAACAGAGGAAGACGCAAAGCUUACCUGAGAAUGUAACAUGGCCCACAGUAAUGCUAUCUAGUCAUGACAUCAUCCAACAUGGAAGUGGUCUCCUUCAAGUCACACUGUAGCUAACUUCGCUCUUGCUGAACUGGACUGUACAUGACAUUGUUUCUUCUUACGACAUUACUGUUUUUAAAAGCUAGGAUUUUAAGCUGAAUAAAAGAUGAUAAACAUUACA